GCCCGCGCUGCUCCGCGGCCGCUGCGCUGCUCCGGCUCGUCCCGCGCGUCCCGGCGCUCCCGGGCAGCCCGGCAUGGCGGAGAGCCCCGGCCGGCCCCCGGAGCGCAGCGAUGUGCCGCGGGAGGGGGCCGAGGACGAGGCGGCGGCGGGGGCUCCGCCCGGGCUGUGCCCCGAGGGGGCGGCCGAGCCCCCGGACGGGCCCGCGGAGGGGCCGCGCCUGAGCGCGGAGGCGGCGGAACCCCCCCGGGACAGCGGCUCCCUCGACGGCGCGGCGGAGAGCCCGGGGACACCGAGCGCGGAGCAGCGGGACCCCGGCGGGGACAGCCCGGGGCACGAGGGGCAGCCGGGCGGGGAGCCGGGGGCCCCGGGGGUGAUGGACGGGCCCGAGGGCUCCGCGCCGGCCAGAGCAGAGCCCGAGGGAGAGGCGGUGGCACCGGCGGGGACGGAGCCUGAAGGGGCAGCCCCGGCGGCGAUGGAGCCCGAGGACGCGGCCGCGGUCCCGACGGCGACAGAGCACGAAGAGGCAGCCCCGACAGCGACAGAGCCCGAGGACGGCGCCGUGACCCCGGUGGGGACGGAGCCCGAGGGCGCAGUGGUUGCUCCGACGGGGACGGAGUCGGAAAAAACAGCCCCGGCGCGGACAGAGCCCGAAGGUGCGAUGGUGGCCCCGGCGGGGACGGAGCCCCAGGUGAGAGAGGCGGUGAGGGAGGAAGCCCCGACGGAGAGAGAGCCCCAGGAGGCGGCGACGACAGUCCCGGCGGAACCAGAGCCCGAGAAGGCUGCGGCGACAGCCCCGGCGGGUACAGAGCGCGGAGAAGCAGAGGCAGAAGCAGAGCCCGGAGAGGCAGAGGCGCCAUCGAGGACAGAGGCCGGAGAGGCGCUGAGACAGGCGGUCCCAGAGGGAAGAGAGCCCGAGGAGGCUGCAGUGACAGCCCCAGUGGGGACAUUCCCAGAGGAUCAAGUGCGGGAGGAAGCCCCAGCGGGGACAGUCCCCGAGGAGGCUGUGCAGGAGGCACCCCCGGCCGAUGUGACAGUGCUAGAGGAUGAGGUGCAGGAGGCAGCCCCGGCUGGGACAGUCCCUGAGGAAGGGGCGGCCCCGGUGGGGACAGACCCCGAGGAUGCGGUGCAGGAGGCAGCCCCGGCUGGUGUGACAGUCCCUGAGGAUGCGGUGCAGGAGGCAGCUCCGUCAGGGACAGUCCCUGAGGAUGCGGUGCAGGAGGCAGCUCCGGCAGGGACAAUCCCUGAGGAUGCGGUGCGGGAGACAGAGGCAGCUUCAGCAGGGACAGUCCCUGAGGAUGCGGUGCAGGAGGCAGAGGCAGCUCCGACAGGGACAAUCCCUGAGGAUGCGGUGCAGGAGGCAGCUCCAUCAGGGACAGUCCCUGAGGAUGCGGUGCAGGAGGCAGCUCCGUCAGGGACAGUCCCUGAGGAUGCGGUGCAGGAGGCAGCUCCGUCAGGGACAAUCCCUGAGGAUGCGGUGCAGGAGACAGAGGCAGCUUCAGCAGGGACAAUCCCUGAGGAUGCGGUGCGGGAGGCAGCUCCGUCAGGGACAGUCCCUGAGGAUGCGGUGCAGGAGACAGAGGCAGCUUCAGCAGGGACAAUCCCUGAGGAUGCGGUGCAGGAGGCAGCUCCGUCAGGGACAGUCCCUGAGGAUGCGGUGCAGGAGGCAGAGACAGCUCCGUCAGGGACAGUCCCUGAGGAUGCGGUGCAGGAGGCAGCUCCGUCAGGGACAAUCCCUGAGGAUGCGGUGCAGGAGGCAGCUCCGUCAGAGACAGUCCCUGAGGAUGCGGUGCAGGAGGCAGAGACAGCUCCGUCAGGGACAAUCCCUGAGGAUGCGGUGCGGGAGACAGCUCCAUCAGGGACAGUCCCUGAGGAUGCGGUGCGGGAGACAGCUCCGGCAGGGACAGUCCCUGAGGAUGCGGUGCGGGAGGCAGAGACAGCUCCGUCAGGGACAAUCCCUGAGGAUGCGGUGCAGGAGGCAGCUCCGUCAGGGACAGUCCCUGAGGAUGCGGUGCAGGAGGCAGCUCCGGCAGGGACAAUCCCUGAGGAUGCGGUGCAGGAGGCAGCUCCAUCAGGGACAGUCCCUGAGGAUGCGGUGCAGGAGACAGAGGCAGCUCCGUCAGGGACAGUCCCUGAGGAUGCGGUGCAGGAGACAGAGGCAGCUCCGUCAGGGACAAUCCCUGAGGAUGCGGUGCAGGAGACAGAGGCAGCUCCGUCAGGGACAGUCCCUGAGGAUGCGGUGCAGGAGGCAGCCCCGGCAGGGACAGUCCCUGAGGAUGCGGUGCGGGAGGCAGCCCCGGCAGGGACAGUCCCUGAGGAUGCGGUGCAGGAGGCAGCCCCGGCAGGGACAGUCCCUGCGGAGGGGGGCGCGGAGGCUGCCGAGAGCCGCGGGGCAGCGGAGGUGGCCUUGCCCGCUGGCGGUCCCCGGUCCCCGGGCGGCCCCGGUGGCGAGGCCGCGGCGGAGGCGGAGCGGGGACCCGCAGCCCCGGCGGGGACAGGAGCCCCGGGGACAGCGGCCAGCGGGACCCCGGGCCCCGAGAGCGGGUGGGGCGCGGCGGAUCGGAGCCUGAACGGGGAGCGGGGCCGGGCGCAGAGCGAGGAGCACCGGACAAGCUCGCCGGCAGCCCUGGAGGAGGAGGAGGAGGAUGAGAAGCAGGAACACGACAUCUCCCUCUUCGUCAAGGCUGGCAGUGAUGGGGAAAGUAUUGGAAACUGCCCGUUCUCUCAGCGCCUCUUUAUGAUCCUGUGGCUCAAAGGUGUCAUAUUUAAUGUCACAACCGUGGAUUUGAAAAGAAAACCUGCGGACCUGCAGAACCUGGCCCCGGGCACCAACCCCCCGUUCAUGACUUUUGACGGGGAAGUGAAAACCGACGUCAACAAGAUCGAGGAAUUCUUGGAGGAAAAGCUGGCGCCGCCCCGGUAUCCCAAACUUGCACCGAAGCACCCCGAGUCGAACUCUGCAGGAAAUGAUGUCUUUGCAAAAUUCUCUGCGUUUAUAAAGAACCCAAGAAAAGAUGCAAAUGAAAAUUUGGAAAAAUCCUUGCUUAAAGCCCUGAAGAAGCUGGACAACUAUUUAAAUAGCCCCUUGCCUGAUGAAAUCGAUGCUUACAGCAUGGAGGAGAUCACUGUUUCCAGCCGGAAAUUCCUGGAUGGAGAUGAGCUCACUUUAGCGGAUUGCAACCUCCUACCAAAGCUCCACAUAAUCAAGGUUGUUGCAAAAAAAUACCGAAAUUUUCAUUUUCCACCUGAAAUGACAGGGAUUUCGAGAUACUUGAAAAAUGCAUACGCAAGAGAUGAAUUUACAAACACGUGCCCUGCUGACCAGGAGAUUGAAUAUGCAUAUUUGGAUGUGGCAAAGAGAAUGAAGUAACCAGAAGAUGCCUCUGUUUAUUGCUUCUGUGAUGGGCAACAGCCAAGCUGGAAAAGCAAAAACCAGCAGAGAUUCUGCAGUGUGAUUUUAAGUUCUGCUAUUGGCCAAUCCUUGUAUAAUGAUUGUAUUGCAUUAUUUACUCCUUCUUAAAUGA
This is a messenger RNA of Corvus hawaiiensis (hawaiian crow), 3521 nucleotides long. It is a transcript of the gene CLIC6, whose product is annotated as chloride intracellular channel 6. The transcript has 6 exons. NCBI's taxonomy places the organism in Eukaryota, Metazoa, Chordata, Aves, Passeriformes, Corvidae. Gene Ontology annotation, cellular component: plasma membrane. The record is from RefSeq and is a predicted model, not a curated record. Gene Ontology annotation, molecular function: D3 dopamine receptor binding; D2 dopamine receptor binding; D4 dopamine receptor binding. The coding region runs from base 74 to 3367 and encodes 1097 amino acids.